This is a messenger RNA of Ectocarpus sp. CCAP 1310/34, 4179 nucleotides long. NCBI's taxonomy places the organism in Eukaryota, Phaeophyceae, Ectocarpales, Ectocarpaceae. The record is from the annotation of a GenBank genome assembly.
AUGGCACAGGGCGGCAGCGAUGGCGGCGGCUGUGGAAUGUCGAUCGCCAGGCGUGCCGGCAACGGGACAAGCGACAACACCGACAUCGGCUACAACAACAACAAUAACAACGACAGUGACGUUGGCACCGGUAGUGGUAUCUCACCGACUGAUCGGGGUCCCCACCAGCAGCGGCAAGGGGACCACCGACAGCACUCGCUUCCUCGCGAGACAAUCGGCCAAGACCGUGGCGGCGGCGGUGGCGCUACGAGAGGCUAUCUUGAGCGGAGGAGCACAAGUACCGUCGCUACUAGAGAACCUACCGUCACCAUGUCUCCUGUCGCACCGUUCCACAUGGCGGCGGUAGGGGGGCACCAGCACGUGAGGAUGAUGACGAUGCAAGACGGACGGCAUGUCGAGAGAGAUACUGCCGGCAGCGGUAACGUCUAUAGAGUAGGCGGGGCAUCUCGUGGCGGAAGCGGCACGGGGGGUGGUGGAAGAGGCAUGGAGGGGUCGCGGCGAGGCGUUGUACCCGCGCCGAAGCGGAGAAGACCUCCCUCCACUGCCAUCGCGACGUAUUCGUGGAGCGUGGAGCCGCGGAAGGGCGGAGUGCGGGAGAAGCUCACGGCGACCAUCGAUGCGGCAGACAUGGCUAAGGUGUGGUCGAACGGGGACGUGGUGAUAAACACCGCGGGGAAGGGCAUCACGCCGGCGACCAAAGUGAUCCUAAAUCUCUUGCUGGGCGUCUUCAAGGUGGAGAUCGCGGAAAGCGAGAGAAAAAGCGGCGGCGACGAGAGGGAGCCCAAGACGUGGCACAUCGAGCACAAGAGCGGAUACAAGCAGCCCUUCUCGGAAAACAUGAACAUGUCCCUGUUUCCCAACCGGGAUUGGUCCUACAUGAAGACGAGGCUGAAGCGGCUACCGACGAAGAUAUUUCUCCCGAAGGAGCAGGAUUUCUUGGCGCUUCCCGCGGACGGAGGUUACGUCGACGAGGAGCAGGAAGAAGGCGGGCAGCAGCGGUGGCGGCGGCAGCCAGAUCUCUUGCCGUCUGCCGCACGCCCUAGCCAACGGCAGCGGCGCGAGCCACCGCCGGUCAGCAACGGAUAUCUUCAUGACGACGACAACGGGGGUGGCGCCGCUACCCGUGUCGACGACAACGAUCGUCAGCCGUGGCCCGGCAAUAAACCAAGCAGACCGGCGCUCGAUCGCCAGCCAUGGCCCGGCAAUGAACCAAGCAGACCGGCGGUCGGACACGGAAGCGAGCAAGGCGGCGCCGGUGAACCGCUCCCCCCGCCUCCGGUAGGGGUCGGCAGAAACGGCGAUGUCGUGCCCUCGGCGGCGUUCGCCGCUGCAGCGCUGAAAGAAGGAGUCCCGCCGCACCUGAUCCAGAGGCUCAUGAGGGCCGUGGGCGCUUCGGGCGGCACCGCCGCAGCGGCCAUGGCGGGCGACGGGGGGGACCCUGUCGUGGAAGACCUUUUCGCGGCUGCGGGGGGCGGGCGGGGCCGGGUGGUCGGCCGGAGGGUGUCUCCGCCACCCGUUCCGGUGGUGUCGGAGGCGGUGAUAUCGCCUCCUCGAGGCGGGCACCCUCACGGCGAUGAGGGGCCCCGCGGUGAGUGGAAGGGGGGGGUCGGCGGCGCAGGCCCCGGCGCCGGCGGCAGGCGGAGAAGCAGAAGCCGCGGCGGGGGCGAGGGAGAACGGGGACGGUUUUCUUCGGUGCCUGCCCACGCUGAGGUCUGGAUGCCGUGGAAACCCGGGGACGAUUCUCUGAGCCCCCCUUCCCGAGGUAACCAGAGGCGCGACGAUUUUCGUCGCUUCGGACGAGAUCAUCAUGGAGGCAGAAGCGGGAGAACAGGGGCGGGGGAGGAGGGGGGUCGACGGUGGGACGAUGGCCGCGGGUGGGCCAGCGGCAGGCGGGGGGAUGAUGCGCCGCAGAGGGCAAUCCUCAAUGAUCACCGAAAGAACAACGGCGGCCACGGCGGCGGAGGUGGCUUUCGCGGCCGUGGGGACUCCCAAGGCAACGCUGGUGGUGGCGGCGGCGGCAACAGGCGCAACGGCCACCGGUACGGCUCGCAAGCAUCAUCAUUGUCAUCAUCGUACUUGCGGUCCCCGCGGCGAAGCACGGCUCCUUCGCCGCACUCUCGCCGGGGCGGGCGGGACGGGGCAGACGGAGGAGAAGGCCGACGGCGAGGGUUUCCGGGUGACGCGGAGGCGCCACGGCGGCAGGACGAUGAUGGCCGGAGGCAGCGGCGACGACGGCGGCGAGAUAGCAGCGACUACGAGACGGACAGGAGGCAAGGGGGCGGGGAUCGCAACGGCGCUGACCCCGGCGAAAGCGAUGGCAGCCCGGGUGGGACUGGGCUGUCUGUUGGUGGCGACGGGCUGGAGCGGCGAGACUCUUCCUACGACCCCGACCAGUUCGACCCUAACGCGUACGACCCGGGCGAGGUUACCGUUAAGCGGGACGCGGUGACCGGGAAGCCGAAGCUGACGCCGGCGGCGGCGAAGCAGCUCGUAGACGCCGUGAGAAAGGCAGGGGGGAGAAGGAGCGCUAGCGCUAGUAGGAGCAGCUCUAGCAAUGCGAGCCGUAGAAGCGACAGCCUUACGCGUGACGACGGCAGCAGGCGCAGACGCCGGCGAGGCACGCUCUCGCGGAGCCGGAGCCGGAGCCGCUCGCAGGCAGCCGUUAGUAGGCGCACGUCCAGGGACUCGAAGCGGGGGAGGGGGGCGUCCGGGGCAGGGGCCGGCCGCGAAGCUUCCGAAGAUAGGCGGGAUAGCGGCGAUUCAGGGUUUGACUACGGCACCGGAAAACGAGAGCGAAGUCCCGACCGGACGAGGACCGACGGCGGCGGGUUUACCGACGAUUGGCGUCGGCACGAAACCGUCGGGUAUGUCACACCGGCCUCUGCAGACGUGGACGUGCAUCUGCCGCCGCCGCCGCCACCGCCGGUGCGAGGCCAUUCCUACGACCCAGGGGUUCCACCGCCGGGUGGGGACCAGUUCGGGGACCGGUUCCACGGGGGUGUUGAGGGCAGCGGGGCGGCAUUCCCCGAAGGUGCUUCUUUCUCCACAACCCCCGGCGGGGCAACAUUUUCAGAAUCACCCGGAGCCGCAGAUGCAACCGCCGCCGCCGCCGCAGCAGCAGGGGCCUGCACCGGCAAUGCAUCACCCACCACCACCCCGCCGACAGCAAGAGUUUUCACACACCCAGCAACCGCCGCCUCCACUGCCGCCACAGCAGCAGCAGCAGCAGCAGCAGCAACCGAUGCAGCCGCCACAAGGCCUUCAGCAACAGCAGCCGCCUCACCUAGUGCUGCUGCCCCACCCCCCACCGACGCACUUUUUUCUGCCGGGCCGCUGAUACCAUGAAGCCACGUCUCGGAGGAGAAGCGGUCUGCUUUAACGACUGACGCCCCACUGCUGUUUGUUGGUUGAGAGGUGGGAUGUUGUCUGGUCGGGUCGUUUGGUGGCCCUACAUUUUUUCCUGUAGAGAUACAAGGGCGAGUCAUGAUGCCGUGUCAAGGUCUCCAAAUUGUGAGAUGGGUUGAGUUAAGGCCUGAUGUAUUGUGGAGCGGAUGCGUACGUAAGGAGGUUGUUGGUGUUCUGAGAUACCCUGGAUUAUCGGCAAACCGUUAACUUUUCUGCACCAUGAGUCUUUGACGCCCACGUCUUCCUCUGCUUUUGACGGCAAAGGAUUGCCGACAUGUAGAUAUAUCUGUUGCGAUGUACACCGGACUUGACCCGGUCGGGUUCGGCUAGAGGGGUUCUGCGAAAAGCGAGUGCUCUCGCCUUCUUGAUGCACCGCACAUUGGCCUUUUCGAUCAAAGUUUUGCUACCAUGACACGCUGCAUGGGCUGCUUUCAUUGCAGCAAGCCGUUGAUGAGAUGUCUGUGCCCAUCUGCUCUACCUUUGACAGCUUCUGCACGGUAUGUGAUACGAGUGAAUGACAUCAAACCUAUGAUUUUGGUUUUUUCUUCGACUUUUUUUGUCUUGUUCGAGAGCGCGCCCCCUCUCCCCCCCUCUCCGCGGAUUUCGAAGCUUGAAGCCCGAGUCUUUCGUUGAGGAGGAAGUACUUCAACGGGGUCUAUGGCCGGUCGCCCCGGUGGUCCAGUUGGUAUCCUCGGAACCUUCUAUUAUUGGUCUAGAGGUCAGGUCAGGGGUUUGAAUCCCGGCGUAAGCGAACUUUUCUUGCAAAGUGAGUUU